GCGUCUUGGCUGCACACCUCAACUCGCCUCACUCAGGCUCGGUUCAAAGUGAUUCUCUUCUGCUGUUGUCCGUGAACUGUGCUCUCUUUUGCCUCCUCGGGGGUCAGCGAGGUCAACACACAGCGGUCACAAGUGGCGCCUGGCUGUACGUUUCUGUCCUGAGCAGGAAAAGGUGGCAGCCAUGUUGCGAGCACUGCGUCACCGAGGCCGCAGCACAUGGAGCUGCCUCGCAGUGCAGUGCCGCUACCAGCACCACAGAGCAGUGAUAGCCAUCCGCCGAGAGGACAUCAACCCCUGGGAGAGGAGAGCCCCGCUGGCCCCCCGUCACGUCAAGGAGCUCACCCACGCCGGCGUCAAAGUCCUGGUGCAACCGUCCAACCGCAGGGCUAUACACGAGAAAUACUAUGCAAAGGCAGGAGGCAUUAUUCAAGAGGAUAUUUCCGAAGCCUCUCUCAUAGUGGGAGUAAAGAGGAUGCCUGAGGAUGUGGUGAUGCCGAAGAAGACAUAUGCCUUCUUUUCACACACCAUCAAAGCUCAGGAGCCCAACAUGGGACUCCUGGAGGAUCUGUUAAAGAAGGACGUUCGCCUGAUAGACUAUGAGAAGAUGGUAGAUGCUAAUGGUUACCGAAUUGUGGCUUUCGGUCAGUGGGCUGGAGUUGCAGGAAUGAUCAAUAGUUUGCACGGACUGGGACUGCGGUUUCUUGCCUUAGGUCACCAUACUCCUUUUAUGCACAUCGGUAUGGCUCAUAACUACAGAAAUGUGAGUCAAGCCAUCCAGGCGGUGCGGGACUGUGGCUAUGAAAUCUCCAUGGGACUGAUGCCGAAGUCUAUUGGCCCAGUAACUUUCUGCUUCACAGGAACAGGAAAUGUAUCAAAGGGAGCCCAGGACAUCAUCAAUGAGCUUCCUGUCGAGUAUGUUGAGCCACAUGAGUUAAAAGAUGUUUCAGAAACUGGAGAGCUGACCAAAGUCUAUGCCACUGUGUUGAGUCGACACCACCACCUCAUGAGGAAAAGUGACGGCAUGUAUGACCCUAUGGAGUACGAGAAUCACCCUGAACUGUACACGUCCCAUUUCAGGACCAGUGUAGCACCUUACACCACCUGUCUGAUCAAUGGUAUUUACUGGGACCCACACACUCCGCGCCUCCUCAGACGUCUGGAUGCCCAGAAGUUAAUGAGACCGCCCAAAAACUCCCCCUGGCACAACGAAGGCUCACCUGCUCUCCCUCACAAACUUUUGGCCAUCUGUGACAUAUCCGCCGACACGGGUGGCUCCAUAGAGUUCAUGAACGUAUGCACCACCAUCGACAAGCCCUUCUGUAUGUACGACCCAGACCAGCACAUCGACCAUGACGGUGUUGAAGGAAAUGGGAUCCUCAUGUGCUCCAUUGACAACCUGCCCGCACAGCUGCCCAUUGAGGCCACGGAGUACUUUGGAGACCGCCUUUUCCCCUAUAUUUGGGAGAUGCUGCCCUCAGACGCCACAAGACCUUUGGAAGAAGAAGAAUUCAGCCCACAAGUCCGAGACGCUGUCAUCACUUCAAAUGGGAAACUCACACCCAAGUUUGAGUAUAUAGACAAGCUCCGGGAAGAACGAGAGAAGGCUCAGAUCAUGAAGAAGAGUGGGAUGAAGCGUGUGUUGUUGCUGGGGACAGGGUAUGUGUCCGGGCCCGUCGUGGAGUACCUCACCCGGGACGACAAGACACAGGUCACAGUGGCUUCUGUGAUGCUGAGACAGGCUGAGGAGCUGGCAGCCGUAUACCCCAACACCAUCCCUGUGGUGCUGGACGUGGGCAGCCAGGAAGGGCAUCUGGACUCGCUCAUCAAAGACCAUGACCUGGUCAUCAGCCUUCUGCCGUACACACUCCAUCCUCUGGUGGCAAAGCACUGCAUCCAAAGGAAGAAGAACAUGGUGACUGCCAGUUACCUGAGCCCUGACAUGAAGGCACUGGAGAACAGUGUUCUGGAGGCUGGUAUCACCAUAGUGAAUGAGAUGGGACUGGACCCGGGCAUUGACCACAUGUUGGCCAUGGAGUGCAUUGACCAGGCCAAAGCUGAUGGAUGCACAGUGGAGUCGUACAUCUCAUUCUGCGGUGGGCUCCCUUCUCCGGAGUGCUCUGAUAACCCUCUGCGCUACAAGUUCAGCUGGAGUCCCUAUGGAGUCCUCAUGAACACCAUCAGCACAGCCGUCUACCUGAAGGAUGGAAAGGUGGUGACUAUCCCAGCUGGUGGGUCUCUGAUGGAGUCUGCGGCUGACAUGGACUUCUUCCCUGGGUUUAACUUGGAGGGUUACCCCAACAGAGACAGCACCAAGUACGCAGAGCCUUAUGGGAUCCAGAGCGCCCACACCCUGCUCAGAGGAACACUACGCUUUAAGGGUUUUUCUAAGGCCAUGAGUGGUUUUGUCAAGCUGGGCCUGAUCGACAGCCAGCCCUGCCCUCUCCUGGAGCAGAACUCAGUUGCUGUGACCUGGAAGGACAUCCUGUGCAGACAAAUGGGCGUGUCCUCUUCUCUGUCCCAGGAGGCUUUUGAAGAGGCCGUGUCUGAGCGCGUUGGGAGGGACAGCUUCAGAAUGGACACACUCAGAUGGUUUGGGAUGCUGAGCGACGAAGUGGUGCCUCACGCAGACAGUGUGCUUGGAGCUCUGACCAAACAUCUGGAAGCCAAGCUCUCCUUUGCCAAGGGUGAGCGAGACAUGAUUGUGAUGAGGAACGACCUGGGCCUGAGACACCCCACAGGAGAGCUGGAGACUAAACACAUCAGUCUGGUGGUGUACGGAGACCCCAGCGGCUUCUCCGCCAUGGCCAAGACUGUGGGCUACCCUGCCGCCAUAGCUGCACGCAUGCUACUCGAUGGUGAGAUCCGUACCAAAGGGCUGGUGAUCCCCAUGACAAAGGAGGUCUAUGGUCCAGCUCUGGCCCGACUCAAAGAAGAAGGAAUCCACAUCGUCACAAAGUCCACGCUCCAGGAGUAGGUCAUGAUGUUUGCAAAGGAUCAAUGGGAAAAUACUGCUGCUGAUUUUAAACAUUUACUUUAAACAUUUACUAUCUUAUUUUCAAAGGCACAUUUUAAACUGACUGCACAUGUGUUGUCUUUUAUUUCACUCCACAGAGAUCAAAUCUAAAACACAUUUUGUUUAACUGUACAGUAAAUGUGAUUUUGGUUACUAAAUAUCACAUACCAUUUUGCACAACUUGAAAUAUAGACACUGAAAAAUAAUGAGCAAAGGAAACCUCCUGAGUCACCAGUUUUGUGAUUCUAGUACCUAAUACUACAUAUUAUGUAUUACAAUUUUAUAAACGGUUCAUAAGGUAAAGCACUGUCCCACUGUCUCGCAGUAGUGCAUGAAGAUCAUUAAGAGUAAAUCUGAUCUGUUUUGAUGUACUUACAGGAUAUCUCUGUAAAGGAUUUGUAAAUGUACACACAGUGGACUUUUUCUGUAUAUCUUGUAACUAAGACACCAAAUCUUUCUGUUGAUUAAUGAUCAUAUUGUUUACAUUUGUGGUAAGAAAGUUUAUUUCUGCUUGCCCUAUUUUCACUAAAAACCUCAUAAGCAAGGCCUUAAACUAGUCUUGGUAAUUGUAACAGUAUUAUUUCAUUAUUGUAAAAUGUUAAACACUUUGAAAUGACACUCUUCCCACAGAAGCCCCUGCACACUGAUCUUCAGUCCCGCAUAAUGAGGCUAUGUGACUAACUGCUUAUUCGGUAGUUUUACUUUUUGUUUUAUUUAAAAUAUUAAGUAUUUAUUUCCUUCACCAAAUGAUACUUGCUGUACAUUUUGAGACUGAAAUUGCAUUAUAAAUGGUUUGUCCCAUGUUUUAAAGGCUUUUUAAAGAACACUUAUUUUCCAUGUAUUUUUAUAUACAUAUAGUGUAAAAUAUUUUAUACAUGUACAUGGAUAUAGAUCAAUGGACAAGUCAAGUUCUACGCAGUCUGAAAGGAAAUGGUCAUCAUUCACUCAUCAAACCAUCUGUGUGUGACGUGUGAACUAUGUCAUGCAAACGGUUUGUCUUAUAGAUUUUUAUUAAACAUUAAAGUUAAAUUUGAAUUUC
Messenger RNA from Boleophthalmus pectinirostris (great blue-spotted mudskipper), 4052 nucleotides. It is a transcript of the gene aass, whose product is annotated as aminoadipate-semialdehyde synthase. The record is from RefSeq and is a predicted model, not a curated record. The coding region runs from base 182 to 2974 and encodes 930 amino acids. Gene Ontology annotation, cellular component: cytoplasm. The transcript has 24 exons. NCBI's taxonomy places the organism in Eukaryota, Metazoa, Chordata, Actinopteri, Gobiiformes, Gobiidae. Gene Ontology annotation, molecular function: saccharopine dehydrogenase activity.